UAUGAACAAUUCUUAAAUAAGAACAGAAUCUCCUUCUUUUUAAAAAAUGUAAGCACUUGCAGAUAGAUGGAACUAACUCAAAACAGGAAUUGAUAAGGGUAGAUUCGAAAAAAAAGAAAUUAUUGAGACAUCAAUUUUAAAAAUAGAUAAUUUAUUAAGUUAUGAUAAAAUGAAUGAUGAUGAAAAAUUCAAAGUAAAUUCUAUAUUUUUAUUAUAGACAAUUAAAGAAUAAUUAUUUAAAAUAACAGAAUAGAUUAAUAAUGAGAGAUUUGGAAAGGAACAUUAUUAACGAUAUUAAGAAUAAUUACAUAUUUUUGAAGAGUAGAUUAAUAAAUAAAUGGAUGAAGAAAAAAAUGUAUUUGAAUUGCAUGAAAUUAGAAUAAACGAAGAGUAGAAAUAUAAUUAUUAAAAUAAAUUGAAGAUAGAUUUGAAACAGUUUAAAGUAUGUUAGAGAAAAACAAUUCUAUUUAUUAUGAUAAAUUAAAUAGAUAAAUUGGAGAUAUUGCAAAUUAAUUAAGUAAUUUAAAAUUCACAAUUGAAAAUGAAUAAUAAAAUAGGUUAAUAUAUAUAUAAAUAUAUUUUAGAGCAGAAUCUUAGACACAUUUAAUUGAGUAAAUGGAUUAGGAACUUAAUAAAUUCUAAGAAAUGAUGACAAUUGAAAAAUCAGUUAGAGAAGAAACAGAAAAGAAAAUAUUUUCAAUGAUAGAAGAUGUGCAUUAAAAAAUAUAAAAUGAAAUUAUUAAUGAAAGAAUCUCUAAAGAAAGAUCAUAAGAAAGUAUCUUAAGAUUGUUAGAAUCAACCUGCUUAAAAAUUGAUGAAAGUUUUAAUUCUUGA
Paramecium pentaurelia is the source of this 834-nucleotide messenger RNA. The record is from the annotation of a GenBank genome assembly. NCBI's taxonomy places the organism in Eukaryota, Ciliophora, Oligohymenophorea, Peniculida, Parameciidae.